Messenger RNA from Soboliphyme baturini, 573 nucleotides. NCBI's taxonomy places the organism in Eukaryota, Metazoa, Nematoda, Enoplea, Dioctophymatida, Soboliphymatidae. The record is from the annotation of a GenBank genome assembly.
AUGGCAGUGAGCUGUCCCCGGAUUUGCCGUCGUUGUCUGUCGUCAGAUCAGUUGGUCAUCUGCGCGUUGUGCAUGAUCCGCGCUUUGCUGGCCAACGACAUACUUUUCUGCAACGUCACUAAUGUACAGAAUCUGACCAGUCGACGGCUGGCUAUCGAGGGCCAGCUGUACGGCAGCGAAGCGGUCAGAGGCGACGUCGUCCGCCAUCCGUUGUUCUACCGCUCGGCAAGGUCGUUGUGGAAUACUGAGGCUCAGUCAUUCUGCAAGAUCCUCGAAUUGCCUCCAUCGUCGUCGUCGACGGCGUCAUCCUCGUCCUCACCGCCUUCGCAGCGAGACGUUCCUCGUUCAGCCGUUUUCGCCGUUGAUCGUCGUUGGCUGACCAUUCUGAAGCUGGACAAGAAGUGCUCAUCGUUGUCCAGCGAUUUCGGCUGCUUUUCGGUGGACAAGUGGAUCGAGAAGUUUCACUCGCUCACACGACUGUCGCUACUCGUCCUGCACUACGACGGCGACGAACGCUGCAUCAAUCACUCAAAGUUGCUCACCUCCUUGAGAGGUAAGCUGCGUUUCUUAUAA